Messenger RNA from Alternaria infectoria, 3069 nucleotides. RefSeq lists its product as uncharacterized. Gene Ontology annotation, biological process: microtubule cytoskeleton organization; intracellular signal transduction; protein phosphorylation. The record is from RefSeq and is a predicted model, not a curated record. The transcript is spliced from 3 exons. Gene Ontology annotation, molecular function: ATP binding; tau-protein kinase activity; protein serine/threonine kinase activity. Bases 1 to 3069 code for a protein of 1022 amino acids. Gene Ontology annotation, cellular component: cytoplasm. NCBI's taxonomy places the organism in Eukaryota, Fungi, Ascomycota, Dothideomycetes, Pleosporales, Pleosporaceae.
AUGUCGGCCGCCGCCCCAUCAUCGCCCGCCGUCGUGCGCAACUCUUCUUCGUCGCGCAGAUCCAUCGACCGCCCCCAUCGCUCCCAGAGCCAGAGCCAGCCCACCGCCAGCCGCGCGCCCGCCCGCCAUCAGCCAGGCGGCCUCCCCAACGUCGCCCGCCGAGACUACGAGCAGAGCAACGUCGCCCACGAGCAGCCUUCACCGCAGCCCUCACGACGCAGCGAAGACCCAGGCCGCACCGAAGCCACCCGCCGGAGCCACACGCGGUAUGCGUCUGACGCGUCGACGACUUCCGCAAUGCCCGUCAAUGGCGUAGCUGCCGAAGCCAGGCCGGGCCAGCCUCAGCCCGUCAACAAGCGCAGGACCACCAUCACCGCACCCAGCACCGGAACAUGGGCCCUCGGAAAGACCAUUGGCGCCGGCAGCAUGGGAAAGGUCAAGCUGGCCAAGAAUGCCGAGACCGGGGAGCAGGCCGCCGUCAAGAUCGUCCCGCGACAAUCCCAAGACCAGCACCAGAGCGCCGCCGACCGCGAACGAGCCGACCACUCCAAAGAAGUCCGAACCGCCAGAGAGGCUGCCAUUGUCAGUCUGCUGAACCAUCCCUACAUAUGCGGCAUGAAGGAUGUCGUGCGCACAAACUUCCACUGGUACAUGAUGUUCGAGUUCGUCAAUGGUGGACAGAUGCUCGACUACAUCAUCUCCCAUGGCCGCCUCAAGGAAAAGCAGGCGCGCAAGUUCGCUCGACAGAUUGCCAGCGCCCUGGACUACUGCCACAGGAACAGCAUUGUCCACCGGGAUCUCAAGAUUGAGAAUAUCCUUAUCAGCAAGAUGGGCGACAUCAAGAUUAUUGACUUUGGACUGAGUAACUUGUUCUCGCCUAGGAACCAGCUCAAGACAUUCUGUGGAAGUCUGUACUUUGCCGCCCCCGAACUCCUCCAGGCCAAACAAUACACUGGCCCGGAGGUCGACGUCUGGAGUUUUGGCAUUGUGCUGUACGUGUUGGUCUGCGGAAAGGUGCCGUUCGAUGACCAGAGCAUGCCACAGCUCCAUGCCAAGAUUAAGAAGGGUCAUGUCGAUUAUCCUCCAUGGUUGUCCGCAGAAUGCCGCAACCUCAUCCACCGAAUGCUGCAAACUGACCCCACCCAGCGACUGACCCUCUCGGAGAUCAUGAGCCAUCCCUGGCUUACCAAGGGAUUCAACAGCCCUCCCGAAAACUACCUGCCCCACAGAGAACCCGUGCAACUACCUCUGGACAGCGAGAUCAUUGAGAAGAUGCAGGGAUUCGACUUCGGUACAACGGAGUACAUCACCACGCAACUGACCAACGUGAUUCAGUCAGAGGAAUAUCAACGCGCUGUGCGAACAGCCGCCCGCAAGGCGACUGCACAGACACCAGAAGCGGAGAAGAAGAAGGGCAUAUUCGACUUUUACAAAAGACGCACUUCAAUCGGAAGUCGAGAGCAGCUGACUGCGUCGUCAUCCGAGGACAUUCAGCGGGGAAUGGAUCCAGUCAACGCAUACAGUCCUCUCCUCUCAGUCUACUUCCUGGUCAAGGAGAAGAGAGAUCGUGAACGGCAGGAAGCCAACCCAGGUCCUGUUGCCAUGCCCCAGGAGCCGGACGAAAAACCCUUGAAAAUGCCAGAUCUUCCGCCACCGCCAGCGGCAUACACCAACUCAGCUGCCUACGAGAUGGCUGGCGAAAAGCCCACAGGUGGAAGGUCGCGACCAAGGGCAAGGACCCACGGUGAAGAUGACAUCACCGAAGGUCUGAAACGAGUCGACCUAAAUAACCCGCCCCCGGUGUUGCCGCCUCAGGUUGAGCAACCGAAGAAAGAGGGUGCUGCCGUAGGUCUGUUGCGCCGCUUCAGUACCAGAAAGUACAGGAGUCAUGAGAAGGACCGGACCGUUGAGCCCUUGCCUCCGCCAACUCCAGCAGUCGCAAUUUCCAGUCCCGCCGAACCCGCACCGACCCCAGCGCCAGCCACCGUGCCGAGAAAGAGCUUCAGCAUUCGAAGACCGCGCGGUCGCGAAGGAGGUUCUGCCUCGUAUCUCCCAGACAGCGCCAACAAUCAACCCGAGCUACUCUCACCUCCCGGGACUGGUAACAGCGCUGCGCGGAAACUAAAGGCACUCGGUCGCUCCACCAGCGUCAACUCGGCUGAUCUCCGGAGACGACUCAGUCGACGCGGUCGAUCUUCGGAAGACCCUGGAAACCCUCCGCCCACGAGUGGAUCAGACAGAACAGAUAGAUCCGAGCUGAGCGCGAACAAAGUUCGGCCAAACACCGAUGCUGCUUCCGACGAUCUCACUUCGAGCCCGCGGCCCAUGCAAGCUUCCCGAGCGAAAUCGCUGGGCCAUGCGCGAAGAGAAAGCAUUCAAGCGAGGAGGAUGAAGAGGGAGGCAGCAAAGGAAGCCAACGUACCCGAAGAGACAGAUGCAGAGCUUGCAGAAGCGCAAGCAGAAGCUAGUCGGAGUCCAGAUGCUGUGAAGCCUGUGUUCCUCAAAGGUCUUUUCAGCGUCUCAACGACAAGCACCAAGCCCCUUCCCAUCAUUCAGGAUGAUCUAAUAAGGGUGCUCGACCAGCUGGGUGUUGAGUGGACCGAAGUCAAAGGUGGCUUCCGAUGUCGACAUGCACCUAGCAUCGACAUGAACAAACCCAUGGACUCGCCAGCGUCCCCACCGAGCGGAGGACACAAGAGAAAGAUCAGCUUCGGCGGCUUCAUGGGUGGUGACAGAGAUCGCGACGAGUUCCGAGACAACCACCGAGCACCCGGGACACCGAAAUCGCGAUCACGGCCAUCGCCUGCGGAUCAAAGCUACACGAAUACCGAUGAGUCUGACGGCAGCGAAGAACGCGACGAGCGACGACCACGACGCGCAUUAGCGGCGGGCGAAACAUCGACGCAGGUGCAGAGCGACAUGGGCUCUAGCAUGAGUCUGGUGUUUGAAAUCUUGAUCGUCAAGGUUCCGCUGUUGACGCUGCACGGAAUCCAGUUUAAGAAAGUGGAUGGGGGCACAUGGCAGUACAAGAAUAUGGCUCAGACUAUUCUAUCGGAGCUAAGACUUUGA